Molecule: messenger RNA, 8805 nt
Organism: Zootoca vivipara (common lizard)
Lineage: Eukaryota; Metazoa; Chordata; Lepidosauria; Squamata; Lacertidae
Gene: PLA2R1
Product: phospholipase A2 receptor 1
Source: RefSeq, a predicted model, not a curated record
GAGGCGCUUCCCGCUCAGCUCCACAGAAGCAGCUGCUCUCCCUCCCCUCGCUCCCCAUUCAUGCUCUCCCGGACGGGGGCUGUCCUUCUCCUGCCAACUCCGCGGGAAGGUUUUCCCCUCUCUUAAAACGCGGCGGAAAUGUCUCGUGCCAAGUCCCUGCUGCAUCUCCUCUGGACUUGCUCCAUGCUGAUAGUUCGCUCCAGCUUGGCUGAAGAGGAGCUCGCCGCUUUGACGCGCGACCAAGUGCCCUACUUUUGGAAAAAAGGGAUAUUUAUUAUCCAAAGUGACUCCCUCAACACAUGUGUUAAAGCCGAGAAAUCGAAGCUCAUCCUUGAAGACUGCACUCAGCUUUCGAAAUACAUGUUAUGGAAAUGGGGUUCUAAACAGCAUCUUUUCAACAUCGGCCGAAGCACUUGUCUAGGACUCAAUAUCAGCAACCAAGAGCAGCCAUUAGUCAUGGCUGAAUGCAAUUCAGCUCAGCAUUCACUGUGGUGGAGCUGCCUUGGAAAAGGGUUGAUUGGUGCAUCGCAGUACAAAUUAGCACUUGAGAGUGGCAAAUUUGUUGUGGCAAAAAGAAAUUCAACAUAUGGAUGGAAACAAUUCCUGUCUCUUGAUGGGGAUCUUUGUGGACAUGCAUUCAAAGAGACAUAUACCCUGUUGGGAAAUUCCCAUGGCUCGCCUUGUGUUUUUCCAUUUAAAUACAACAAUCAAUGGCACUAUGAGUGCAUCAGAGAUUCCAGAGAAGAUGACUAUCCCUGGUGUUCCACAACAAGUCAGUAUGAGCAAGACGAAAAAUGGGGACUUUGCCCAAAUUCUGAGACUGGCUGUGACAUUUUUUGGGAGAUGAACGCAGACACUCAGAUCUGUUACCAAUUCAAUCUUCUUUCUGUUCUCUCUUGGAACGAGGCACGUGUUGCAUGUCAGGGACAAGGAGCAGAUUUGCUAAGCAUCACAGAUAUGGCAGAACAGAAGUAUAUUAGUGGUCUAAGUGAACAGGUGAGCACAAAGGAAGUUCUCCUCUGGACAGGUUUAAAUCAACUGGAUGGAGCUGCUGGCUGGCAAUGGUCAGAUGGAGCACCCUUGGCGUUUGUGAACUGGCAAUCAGAUCCUUCUGACAGCUCUCUUGGGCAACAUCGCUGCAAAGUGUUUAACUCAAAAAUACAGCAGGACUGGCAAAGUUACCCAUGUGAAUCUGGAUUACCAUAUGUAUGCAAAAAAUAUUUAAAUGCUACUGAACACGAAGCAUUUGAUUCGUGGAAAUUUUAUCCUACCGACUGUGACUAUAAUUGGUAUCCAUAUAAUCGCUACUGCUAUAAACUUUAUAAAGAAGGAAAAAACUGGAAUGAAGCUUUGCUUUCCUGCCAGGAUGAUAAUAGCACACUCAUUAGCAUAACCUCUUUGGCUGAUACAGAGAUGCUCAUUAAUCUUCUUGAAUAUGAAAAUGUGACAGAAACUUGGCUUGGACUGAGCAGUCAUAAGACCCCAGCUGAGUUUGAAUGGUCUGGUGGAUCUCCGGUAACCUUCACUUACUGGCACAAACAAGAGCCAAAUGUCCAUCAGGGGGGAAAUCAACUUUGUGUUUCAGCUGAGCAAUAUGAGGGACGCUGGGAAGUUAAAAGUUGUAAAGACAUAUAUUUUUAUAUUUGUAAAAGAGCAGGAACUGUUGGAAAUCUCAUUUCAGAGGAAGAAUCAGGCUGCCCAGAAGGAUGGGAAAGGCACGGUGGAUAUUGCUACCAUGUGGACAAAACCCCUCGAAGCUUUGAACACUCCUCCAGUGGCUAUUACUGUCCUUCACUUGCAACAAUAAUGAACAGGUUUGAACAGGGUUUUCUCUACAGUAUGAUUCACAACAUGGUGAAAACAGAUAACCUUUAUUUUUGGAUAGCACUGCAAGACCUCAACAAUACAGGAGAAUACACUUGGCUAAAUAAAGAUGGGAAGCCUCAUCGUCUGACCUAUACAAACUGGGGGAAAUAUCAACCUAGGCAUUCUGGAGGGUGUGUUGUUAUGCAACGACAGAAGGGACAUCUUGGUGUUUGGGAAGUGAAAAACUGUACAAGCUUCAAGGCUAUGUCACUGUGUAAGCAAAAAGCUAAAUACCAUAGAGAAAAUGACCCUAAUGAAGAAUCGCAUUUUGAAAAGUCUUUUAAUUCUUGCAUGUUUGGAUGGGAAUCGGACCACAAUCUGCUCAGCUGUUAUAAGGUAUUUCACAGUGAAAAAGUACUGAUGAAAAGGGCUUGGGAUGAAGCUGAAGCAUUGUGUCAAGAUUUUGGAGCACAUCUGGCUAGUUUUACACAUGCCUUUGAAGAGGAUUUCUUGAGCAAACUUUUGAACACCAUGUUUCAUGUUGAUGAAGAAAGACAGUUCUGGAUUGGACUCAACAAAAGGAACCCAUUAGCUGGAGGAUCCUGGGAAUGGUCGGAUGGAACGCCUGUUGCAUCUGCCUUUUUAGAAAACAAUUACAUUGAAGAUAAUGUGAGGAGCUGUGCUGCAUAUACAGUUAAUGGAACAGUCUUGCCUCUACACUGCAGUUCUGAGCGUGAAUGGAUAUGCAAAAUACUGAAAGGUGUGAAACCAAGGAUUCCGCAGUGGUAUAUACAUGAGCCAUCGUGGUUUUAUUAUCAAGGAGCAGAGUACCUUUUUUAUGACAGCGCCUCAGACUGGCCCACUUUUCAGUUUGUUUGUGGCUGGCUCCGUGGUAAUAUAGCAACAAUACAUUCUUCCAACGAACAGGAAUUUAUCCACAACAGAAUAAAAAAGGUAUCAAAAAUGAAUAAUGAUUGGUGGAUUGCAUUGCAUUCAGAAAUAGCUACUGAAGGAUUUCGAUGGGCAGAUGGCUCACCAUUAUUAUACCAAAACUGGGAAGGAGGUGAAGAAAGACCUAUGAAUGCAGAUGGAGAGAAAUGUGGUUUUAUUUCUUCCCAAACAGGGUUGUGGGGAUUUGCAAGCUGUACCAAUUCUCUACCUUGUAUCUGCAAACGUAAAAAGAUAUGGACUAUUGAGAGAGAAAUACCAAACGAGCAGCCUAAUCAAGGAGUGUGCCCGAAAGGAUGGCUUUAUUUUGCAUUCAAGUGCUAUCUGGUACAGAUUCCAAAGGACCCAGGCCUCCUGAAGAGCUGGAAUUCUGCACAAGCAUUCUGCAGUCACUAUGAUGGAUCACUUGCAUCAAUUGAAAAUGAAGUUCAACAAGCUUUCAUAACAAUGAAUCUGUUUGGGCAUAAAUCGAAUGUCUGGAUUGGUCUGCAGAGUACUGAUUAUGAAAGAUGGGUCAAUGGGAAAGAGGUGGAAUAUUCCAACUGGUAUCCAGUAGAAGCAGUGCAGAAUCACAGUGAUCACAGUACUGGAAUCCAAGAAAAAGCCCCGCUAUGUGCUUCCAUAUUAAAUAAGCCUAGCUUCAGUUUAAUGGGAAAAUGGCACCUAGAAAACUGUGGGGAAAGUAAUGGGUUUAUCUGCCAAAAGGCUCAAGAUAUGUCUAGAAAUGUCAUACACUCUUCCGUGAUGAACCCAGUACCAGAUACUUUAGAAUAUGCAAACAAGACAUAUACAUUAAUCCGUGGGAAUAUGACUUGGUACAUGGCUUUAAAAACCUGCAAGGAAAAUGGGGCUGAAUUGGUCAGCAUUUCAGACCACUAUCACCAAGCCUUCCUCACUGUAAUUGUUAAUCGACUAGGCUUUGCCCAUUGGAUUGGAUUAUCCACUUCAGAUAACGGCCUUAAUUUUGAAUGGUCAGAUGGUACCAACCCUCCGUAUACUUUCUGGAGAGAUGAGGAAUCACAGACCUCUGGAAGCUGUGUCUACAUUGAUAUUGACGGGCGCUGGAGAAGCACUGAUUGUGAGAGACUUCUGACUGGGGCAGUUUGCCAUAUUCCACCCCAGGAGAAGCCAACUGAAUAUAAGGGACUGUGUGAUGAAAAACCUGUCCCUUGGAUAAAAUUUGAAAGGAGCUGCUACAGCUUUUCCACAGUUUUAGAGAACUCAGACUUUGAUGAAGCAUUUGAAUUCUGCAAAAAGCGAGGUUCUAAUCUUCUAACUAUUGCAGAUGAACAUGAAAAUGCUUUUCUUCUGGAAGAAUUGUAUUCUUCUGGGCCUUCAGUUGAAACGAUUUGGCUGAAUAUCCAGUUCGCUACUGAGAACAAUACAAUAACGUGGUUUGAUGGUUCCCCCAUUCAAUAUUCAAACUGGGGCAUCCAAGAACCUGAUCUAGGUCAGCUGACAGGAAAAGUAUGUAUUGCCUUAAGGACCACAGAUGGAGUCUGGCAAUCAUCAACCUGCCAAGAUAAAAAAGGAUUUGUAUGCAAAAGAAGCACAGCUCAUCAUGAAAUUUCAGUACAGCCCGUUAAAGUAUCGUACCGUAGAAUUGUGGUCUUGGUGGUAUUAUUGACAUUUGUGAUAGCUGCCAGUGCUAUAUUUGCAUGUUGGUGGUGCUUGAACAAACCCACCCAUCUGUUUAGAAGGAUGCUGCAGCCGAGAAGUGCUUGUCCAGAAGAAGCAAACUCUGACACUCCACCCAUUGAAGAAAGCAUCCUCAUUUGCAAUCUUGAGAAGAACGAUGAAAUUCAAUGAUACAGCAAUAAGGACCAAGAACACAUUCAUUUAAUACAAAAUAUUAUAUAUUCAGCCUGUACAAUUAAAAACAAUUUCGUGUUCUUAUCACAAUGUAAGAUCAGAUCAUUGUGUGCCUGUACCCUUUUGUAAUCAGCUUUUGACUGAUCGAGAAUGGAAGAGACCUACUACAGCCUACACCAUGUUAUAUGUUCAUUGCUAUAUAUGGAAGUUAGUGCACAGACUUGAAGCAGAUAUGAUGCUACAGUGGAACCUCGGUUUAUGAACACCUCGGUUUAUGAAUUUUCAGUUUACGAACACCGCGGACCCAUCUGGAACGGAUUAAUUCACUUUCCAUUACUUUCAAUGGGAAAGUUCGCUUCAGUUUAUGAACGCUUCAGUUUAUGAACAGACUUCCGGAACCAAUUACACCCAUGCUUCGGGUUAAGUACGCUUCAGGUUGAGUAUUCCGCGGACCCGUCUGGAACGGAUUAAUCCACUUUCCAUUACUUUCAAUGGGAAAGUUCGCUUCAGUUUAUGAACGCUUCAGUUUAAGUACUCCGCGGACCGUCUGGAACAGAUUAAUCCACUUUCCAUUACUUUCAAUGGGAAUGUUCGCUUCAGUUUAUGAACGCUUCAGUUUAUGAACAGACUUCUGGAACCAAUUGUGUUCAUAAACCGAGGUACCACUGUAUUGAUAUUUAUCGUCCAGUAAACCCACUGGAAGAAUCAAGAUCAAGCACAAGGUUCUCCAGCGCAAGACUCUUUAGUAAGCAGUCAUUGAGUGAUGUCUAAGGAUGGUACCUUGGAGAACAUGACCUUCUGUGAUGCUGCUGGAAUCAAAAUCCUUAGGAGGAUUCAAAAUACCAGCACCCCAUGCCUUAUUAUUCUCCUCUUCCAUGGACUAGAAUUCUCUUAUUUCACUGUGUGAAAGGGUCUGUGAAAGGUACAUCAUAGCAACUCUCCACUGUAGUGGUUUGGAGUGGGCUGAGUUCGUUUCUCCUCAGUGCUUGUCAGCUAUGGUUUCCACAUACCCUUCAUGUGUCUUCUUUCAUAAAGCUUCUAAUAAUGGUGUGUAUGAAAACAUGUCUGAGCUAAAGAAACCAAUACAAAAGCAAGUUCUCUUUUUGGUUUUAGGGAAGUGAGGCACUUUCUUCCAAGGAAGGAAAAAGAAGGUUAGCUCAUUGUCCUUGCAACAUAAAUUGUAAAAAUUGAUUAGUUCUGAAAUUGCAAAGCGACUUCUGUAACAAGAGAGUUGGGUUGCUAAAGCUUGUUCUCAUAUAAUACAGUUCCUCAUUCCCAUCCCCAAAAAUAACACCGCUGGGGUUAAAGGGCUCCAUUCUUAUUUGCUUUCCUCAGAGAACUAUACUUUCCAAGUUAAGGAAGAUGUGUCACAGACAUAGCCUUCCAAGUCAGAAUAAUAAUUGUUCUAGCCAGAUGGGAAAUGAGAACACUUAAGCAGCAUGUCGCAUGAAAUUAACGUCCUGUGCUUUCAGUUUAGUGGUAAAGUACUAAUGAAGUGAGUCCUCCCAGGCAGAAAAGUUUGCAUCCAGAGGGGAUGGGGGGAAAGAAAAAGAAAGAAACCACUGCAGACCGUACGGUUCUUCUGAUCAACUUAAGUGUGGCUAUUUCAUCAGAUAAGAAGUAUAGUAGUAAAUACUGGAUAAGCUGCUUCUAAGGCAUGUUGCUUGACUACCACUUCCUUUGUGGAGAGACUGACUAAUGUGAUUGGCAGGAGGAGGAAUCAUUUCAAAACUACAUUGAUUACACAGAAGUCAUUUUCGCAAAUGCUAAAAUCUCAGGACACAGUGACAUCAAAUAGGACCCACAGAUAUGUGUCAUUCAGUGUUUUCACAAGGAAGCAGAUGUUAUGAAUUGUUGUGUGAUGGGCCAAUGGCUGUAAUAAAUGUCAAUCAAUCAGAUGUUAUUAUUAUAAAGCGUGUAUUCACAGUUGGAUGACUUCAUUUAAAAAGUAUUAAUUAAAGCUCACAAGAGUGUUACAUGCAUGGCCAGAUCUUCAAUCUCUGUUGGCACAGCCAUUGCCAACCUGAUGCCUUCCAUAUGUUUUGGACUAUAAAUCCACAAUCCAGAUGUUUUGGACUACAAACCCUGGCUAGGGCUGAUGGGAGUUAAGUCUAAAACAUCUGGAGAGCACCAGGUUGGCAAAGGCUGCUUUAGCAUCUACUAAGUGAACUUUCAGGGCUCUUUGGAGGAAGAAAUUGAGUAAGGCGGGGAUCAUGAUAAAUAAAUAUAUAUAACUUUGAGUGGUAUGGGAAAAGUGGAUAAGCCUUUCUCAUAAUACUAGAACUUGGCAUCAUCUAAUGAAGCUGAAGAAGUGGAAGACAUCUUCAUGCGGAGACGGCAGAGCUAAAACUGGUUGAUGUGCUUUUGUCUUGCUCUUUGUACAGAGAUUUACAUAAAGAGUUAAUCAUUCUAUUAUUACCAGGCACCCCCAAACUUCGGCCCUCCAGAUGUUUUGGACUACAAUUCCCAUCUUCCCCGACCACUAGUCCUGUUAGCUAGGGAUCAUGGGAGUUGUAGGCCAAAACAUCUGGAGGGCCGCAGUUUGGGGGUGCCUGCAUUAUUACUGUCUCAGUCAGAGUGUCCAGCUGAUUAUGAUGUGACUUUUCUCACUGGAGAUCAAAACAAGCCCCUGACAGCAAAAACUGCAAAAUUGUUUAGAAACCCCAACUAAAAUAAGGGCCACAACAAUGCACUGAGUUUUAAAUGGUAUAGUUCUUAAAUUUUAAUUGAGUUUGGCGAUUUCACCUGCUUAGUUGUUUAUACAUGUUUGUAUUGUACUCAAAUCACAAAGGCCAUUGGAAGUUUUAGGGCAGAAAAGAUAGCUGAGUUAUGCGAAGAAGUACUUUAACUAUGGAAUUCUCACCUAGAUGUACUGAUGGCUAUCCACGUAGAUGGCUUCAAAAGCAGAUUAGACAAAUUCAUGGAGGAGGAUGCCUCCACUGCUAGAGGCAGUAUGCCUCUGUAUAAUAGGUAUUAAUUAUGUCACACACAGUGGUGGAGCUUCAUGCUCUGGCACCGGGGGUGUGUGUGGAGAACAGACGGGGGCAGGGCUGGCACACGUCCCACUGCCCCCAGGGGCAUGGUGGGCGUCCUGGGGGUGAUAGCACCCCACUGGGAUCACGCUGCCGGGGGAUGGUGCACUCCCCCUGCACUCCUCUUCCUCCGCCACUGGUCACACAUCCAACUUAUGGGCUUCUGGCCACUGUGAGAACAGGAUGCUGGACUAGAUGGGACUUUAGCCUGAUCUAGCAGAGCUCUCUUUUUAAAAAAUAAAUAAAUUAAAAUUCAUUUUAGAACAACACACUUAUACAUACACUACAAAACAAAAACAAACCAAAAAAAAUACAUAUAGAUUCUUAUCAUAUCAUGAUUUCCUUUCACAGUACGUUUCCGAGCACAAUUCAAAGUGCUGGUGCUGACCUUUAAAGCCCUAAACGGCCUCGGUCCAGUAUACCUGAAGGAACGUCUCGACCUCCAUCGCUCUGCCCGGACACUGGGGUCCAGUGCCGAGGGCCUUCUGGCGGUUCCCUCGCUGCGAGAAGCCAAGUUACAGCGAACCAGGCAGAGGGCCUUCUUGGUAGUGGCACCCGCCCUGUGGAACGCCCUCCCACUAGAUGUCAAAACGAAAAAUAACUACUAGACUUUUAGAGGACAUCUGAAGGCAGCCCUGUUUAGGGAAGCUGUUAAUCUUUAAGAAAUUAGUGUAUUUUAAUAUUUCUGUUGGAAGCUGCCCAGAGUGGCUGGGGAAACCCAGCCAGAUGGGCGGGGUAUAAAUUAUUGUUAUUAUUAUUAUUAUUAUUAUUAUUAUUAUUAUUAUUACCUCUUUGGGUGACUUCCUCAAGUCCCCCCUCUCUGAAUUUCAAUUUUACUCAUCUUUAGCAGUUACCAAAAUUAAAAAUUAAUCCUUAUUCUAAAUUUUCCAAAUUUUUAAACUUCCUAAUCUCUUAAUACACUAAACAAUAUACCUACGUCUACACUGAUAGCAUCAAUCAACUUCCAAAAGAAUUCCAAAAUCUCAUGCUUUUUCUCUACAUGCAAAAUUGAGGGUUUUAGAAAGCAUUGUAAACCUAAGCAUUUCCUCUUGAACAACAACAAAUCUUCUCUUCCCCUUCCUCUUACCCGAAUUAUACAGUAGCAUCUUCUGUUUUUACUAAGAUGCCUGCCAAAACCAUUUUUAUGUCUGACUUGUACCAAUGAUGUAUUUGUAUGCAAGUUGUUUUAUUUGAAAAAUAAAGACUG